GCAGGCCAUCAUGUACACUUUCCAGAGGAUAUCAGUGCCAACACAGAAAUUCAAAUACAGAUGAAAGGAGACUCGAUAGCCAAUGUUCACUUAGGCUUCCUCCAACACAAACACAAGUAUCAGAUACAAUUAAACCUUCCAAUUUCACCCAGGUCUACUUCGCUGACACCUAUAAUCAAUACACCUUUCAUAGCAGUAGGCAAUGUUAACAGUCCAGGUAAGUUUGUUGUGAUUAUUCUUUUUGGAACAUUUUUUUCCAGUUUUAUUGCAUGACUUAAUUCCAUCUGGUCACUACUGAAACAAAGCAACAUGACGGGUUAGUUACAAUUUAGUCUUUUCAACCUCAAGAAUGACCAGCAUUCAAUUUCUUCUUAUAGUAAUAGCGUCAAAUCAUUCCUAAAGGUCAUGAGAAUAGGGGAAAUAAUCGCCAACCGAAGAAGCUUUGAUUGUUAGACAAAUUCUCCUUGUCAGUACCAAAGGAAAUGUAAGAAGAGUAUUGAGAAUAUGGAUACAGUCAAACCCUGCUUAUCCAAGUUUUAUGAUUAUCCGGACUUGCUUCUCUGGUACCAUUACCUACAAGCAUUUAUAUUCAUACUUAAGAUUAUUCUUUGAAUGUAUGUUGGAUAGGAGAUGGUAUAUAGCCAAAGAGGCACAAAUAGAGUGAGUGUUUUAUUAAAUUUCAUUAAAUCCUAAAGGUCUGAAUAUUUAGAGCUUUUUUCAGCUCAGCAACAGUUGUCACAAUGCACUUCCAUAUAAGAAUAUGAGUUGAUAGCCAGAACUGAGAGAAUCAAUCAGAACAUUCAGAGUUGGAAAUUCAAUAAUUUUGAUCAUUCAGAUUCUCGAUUGUGCAAACUAUUAAGCCUAGUCCCAUGAGUCUGGAAAAUCAAGGUUCUUAGACACAAAAAGGGUUAAAAAAAUUUUGUUAUUGUUAAAUCUUUAGGAGAUGACAAAUGUCAUGAGGUCACACUGGAGCUUGAUGCACACAAAGAAGGUCUUCUCAGAGACAAAUUUGUGCUAAAAAAUGAAGCUGGAGAAGAAUUUGUUAUUGUACUUCAUGCACGGGUUCUUGGAUCUCACAAAGGAACUCCAAUGCUGAAGGAGGGUAUACACUGCAUACACCAUGCAAAAGACGAGGAGGAGGAUCACAGUGAUUGGCAGGGCUUUGAUUGA
This is a messenger RNA of Pocillopora meandrina, 1170 nucleotides long. Lineage: Eukaryota; Metazoa; Cnidaria; Anthozoa; Scleractinia; Pocilloporidae. The record is from the annotation of a GenBank genome assembly.